Messenger RNA from Anisakis simplex (herring worm), 2545 nucleotides. The record is from the annotation of a GenBank genome assembly. Lineage: Eukaryota; Metazoa; Nematoda; Chromadorea; Rhabditida; Anisakidae.
AUCAUCCGAUGAGAAUGGUAUUUGUUAUGUGGAAACAUCGAAUUUGGAUGGUGAAAGCAGUCUAAAGCAACGUCAGAUUAUUUCGUCGAUGGGUUCUGCAUCUCUUGAUUUCACUCCCCCUCAGUUCACUGCGACUGUUUACUGUGAACAACCAAACAAUCAAAUUUAUAGGUUCAGUGGUUAUUUGGAGCAUGAGAAUGGUGCGAAAGAAGCGGUCGAUAAAGUGAAUCUUUUGUUGCGUGGUUGCGAGGUACGGAAUACGGAUUUCGUCGAGGGUAUCGUUCUAUACGCAGGAAGAGACACGAAAGCGAUGUUGAAUAAUUCUGGACCACGUUAUAAACGUAGUGAAUUGGAACGCUUGACGAACUGGGAUAUUAUUUGGUGUGUACUCAUCCUUCUUUUGAUGUGCCUUACUGGAGCUAUCUUCUCAACUCGUUGGUUGAGCUCUUUCGCAGAUCCUUACCAAGUGCCUUAUCUUACUUUUGUUAAGAAUAUUGAUUCUUUGAAUCCACAAUUAGAAGGAUUCAUCAACUUUUGGAGCUAUAUAAUUGUUUUACAGGUAAUGAUACCGAUCUCACUGUACGUUUCUAUUGAAAUAAUAAAAUUGGGUCAGAUUUAUUUAACUUCGCAAGAUAUCAAUUUGUAUUAUGAUGCAGUUGAUAAACGAAUUGAGUGCAGAGCUCUGAACAUCCCAGAAGAAUUAGGGCAAGUCCAGUAUGUUAUGUCGGAUAAAACGGGAACUUUAACUGAAAACCAGAUGAUAUUUCGAAGAUGCUAUGUGGCCGAGCAUGACUAUGGUACUGAAACAACAGCGUUACCAACCACAAAUACGCACUCAACAUCAACCUCUUCAUCAGUCAUGAAAGUUGAUAUCGAAUUGCAGAAUCGUUUAGCCAAAACGUUUCAGUCAUUUUUAUCUAAAGGUGAUUUGUCGUUCAACGACGAUUCAUCGCAAUCUGAUUUGUUGCAUUUCUUCAUCAAUAUGGCCAUCUGCAAUACUGUCGUCGUUAAUGCUCAGCCACAUCAAGAUCACCUCGACGAGUCAGGAUUUUUCAUUGGUGAUUCGUUCAUUGCUGGAAAUUCAGCGUUCCAUUUGCCACCACCAACAUCGAACCAUUCACUUCGACGAAUGCCAUCAAAAAAAUCGCUCAACAACACCAAUUCAUCGAAUCCAGUUCCAAAAGUAACGUUUACGUGUGGUCAUAUCGAACCGUCGUCACCCCUCAGCAUCUGCAAUAAAAACUUAACACAAUCCAAUGACGAAGAAGCACUGAAGAGAAUGCACAUUGAAUCGCCAUCCAAUCGUCGUUAUGUUAAACGACGACCGAAUAAUGCCGAGUCAACACCGAAUUAUCGUCAGUUCUCCUCAACCGCGCCAUCUGAACACCAGCAAUUCCCAACUCGAUCGUUAUCAAAUGAUGUUGACGAGAAUGAAGCGAUGCCUAAUGAAGAUGUCACGCAGCUGGAUGAAAAUGAAUCUUCGAUUGUUCUGCAGAAUCAAGAAGCAAAUGAAGAUGAUUGCAGUUUUUGUGUUGAUAAUGAAUUCGUGAAUAUGACUGAAGAAGAUGCUGAUGGUGGAUUGCAAUAUAUUUCUGAUCGUUUUACAAAUGAUACUAGUGAUAAUCGCAGUAAUCUUCAAAAAGUUUCAUUUUCGGGCGUAAACGAUGAUGAUUUAUCAGAUGAACAACAGAAUGAAGCUGUCAACGAAAUAGUGAAUGCUGAUUCAGUUGUGCAAUUCGAGGAUGCAGAAGGAAGACUUGAUGUGGAAAACAAUGAGAAGAGUCCAGAAAGAUGCCCAACUUCACAAGAAGCUGUUAGUUGUGAGAGGGCACAAGAAUCGCAUUGUUCCAGUGAAUGCGACGAACGUCUGAAUCAGUCAGCCCCAGCCACCGUAAAGCCCGCACCCCCAGCCCAUUCGGUAUCCGUUCCAGAUCACCUCUCGUCGAAUGCUCCACAUUCAACCAGUGAACAUUCAUCGAUGAUGUUCGCCCACUUACUCGGAUCUGCUGAACUCUUUCGAAUCUCUUCAACGAAACUACUCUCGUUGAAUUUCAGUAAAUUGCAUAUGAAAGGCUUCAAACUGAGUCCCUUGUUAAGGUUUAAAAAGUCGAAUCAAUCAUCCGAAGAUGCGUUAGACGGUGAUGUGGUUCAAAACCCGAUUUAUGAGGCUGAGUCACCGGAUGAGUUGGCUCUCGUUGAGGCAGCUUCAAACCAUGGUAUACGGCUUUGUAGUCGACAUUUACGUGCCACUCUCUUGCAAAUCGCACCUCUUGGUUUCAUUCUCAAAUACAAGGUAUUACAUGUACUUCCGUUCGAUUCUGAUCGUAAGCGAAUGUCUGUUAUCGUAAGAGAUCGAAUGGGUCGUAUCGUUGUUUAUUGUAAAGGUGCCGAUUCGGCGAUACUUCCGGUCAUUUCACAACGGUUCCUUUAUUUUGUUGUUGUUCGUUUAUUUGUUGCUUCUUCUUCUUCUUUCAUUCCCCUACACAUCAUGUUGUUUGUUUAUUUUACAUCUGAAAUAGUAAUGACCCAUAUGGCUGUUCAUUGA